Messenger RNA from Tremella mesenterica DSM 1558, 1065 nucleotides. RefSeq lists its product as uncharacterized. The coding region runs from base 1 to 1065 and encodes 354 amino acids. The record is from RefSeq and is a predicted model, not a curated record. The transcript is spliced from 8 exons. Lineage: Eukaryota; Fungi; Basidiomycota; Tremellomycetes; Tremellales; Tremellaceae. Gene Ontology annotation, molecular function: 2-oxoglutarate-dependent dioxygenase activity.
AUGUUUGCAUCCCUCCGGCUUCAUACUCAACAACUACGACAAGACUAUAGAGACCUCGCUCCUCCCGAUGUUGUCGUAUACCCUCAUCCACCCGGUCCAGUAGAAGCGGCCAGAAUGAUACAAAGGUCACAUCCGGCACUGAUCAAGAACUUCUCUCCGCUCACUUCUCAAGGUAUCGAAAGGGACUGGACAGAUUCCGAUACUUACAGUUCAACCUGUUCUGGAGAGGUGACGAUUGCCAUUACCGAUGAUGGGUUAGCUGACUCGGUUCGAGUGGAUGAAGAUGGUCUGGGGAUGUUUGUCAAGCCAUUGGAGGAGAAGAUGCCUAUGUCUACCUUUUUGACUCGCCUCGUCAACGAGACAUCUACCCAAGAGCCAGUGUUAUAUCUCCAAUCACAAGAUGGCAACCUCUUUCGCCCCUCUCCCAAUACCGAUAGCGAUCAGCUAUCUCCCUUUCGACCGUACUUCCUUCCCGAUAUUACUUGGAUGGAGGAAGCCAUUGGGACAGGGGCUGAAGCGGUCAAUCUCUGGAUAGGCAACAGUCGUGCCAGGACAAGUUUACAUCAUGACCCGUACGAGAAUAUAUAUCAUGUUCUAAGUGGAGAGAAAACUUUUCUUCUUGCAGCCCCCAUCGAGGGACUCUGGUUAGAUCAACAGUUCUAUCCCCCUGCGACGCUUCACCGUACGUCAAAUGGAAUAGUACCCUUUCUCGACCCCGAACCAUCUCAUGAUGUCCCUUGGGUGGCCUCUUCUCGGUUGCCACAGGGAGUCAAAACGAUGGAAGUGACUGUACAUGAAGGUGAAACCCUGUAUCUGCCGAACAGAUGGUGGCAUGCCGUCUCACAGACCGAGGGCAGACUUGGCAUCACGGUGGCCGUCAACUAUUGGUACCCUGCCGAAAUACGACCAGAACGAUAUGCUUUCGAGAGACUAGCAAGGAGAGUGGCCAGAUUAGGAGGUAUGCGAGGGGUGAUCCCACCUCCGGAAGAUGAAGAGGAGAACAGGUAUACGAAUGAAACUUCAUGCGUAGGAAUAGCAAAAGUUGAGGCAUACCUGUUUGGGUAG